Messenger RNA from Drosophila montana, 2144 nucleotides. Its product is annotated as pickpocket protein 11. Gene Ontology annotation, biological process: sodium ion transmembrane transport. The transcript is spliced from 6 exons. NCBI's taxonomy places the organism in Eukaryota, Metazoa, Arthropoda, Insecta, Diptera, Drosophilidae. The coding region runs from base 104 to 1726 and encodes 540 amino acids. Gene Ontology annotation, cellular component: plasma membrane. The record is from RefSeq and is a predicted model, not a curated record. Gene Ontology annotation, molecular function: ligand-gated sodium channel activity.
UUCAACAUCAACGAGCCGCAAAUGGUAAUUAGGACAUGCUAAUUAGCUGGUCAACCAAGGGCCACGCUAGGCCAGUUGCUCGAAGUACCUGCAAGUGUUCAACAUGGCCUUUAAGAAGCGACGGAUCUUUGACCUGCGCCAAGUGCAAUCCGAGCAGCAGCUCACCAAAACCACGGAAAGCCACAGGAACAGCAGCCACACCGUGCACACACCCAAAACUGGGGCCAGUCGCAGGCGCUGGAAAUUAAAUCAGCUGCGACUGGUGAGAACUUGGUUUGUCGAGAGUUUGCGGAACUAUUGCCAGACAACAUCGCUGCACGGAUUCAGCUAUAUUACACGCCAGGAUAUUAGCCGGAACGAGCGUUGGUUCUGGCUGGGCGUGGUCAUAGCGGCUAUUAUAGCCUCCGUUUCUCUGGUACUGGUCUCGUGGUAUUCGAACCGUGAAACACCCACGGUGACUGUCAUCGAGAGCGCGCACUUUCCCACUUGGAAUAUACCCUUCCCGGCGGUAACCAUUUGCAAUUUCAACAGAGUGUCCAAAACCAAAGCGCUGGACAUGCUGCAGCGCAUGCGACUGCCACCCAAUGUGACCAAGACGCAACUGCAGCAACUAUUUAAUUUAACAUUAAUUCCCACGGGCAGACUUAUAAGCAAUAGUUCAUUGCAAACCUACGAUAGGAUAUUGAAUCUGAAUAAUAUCACCCUGACUGAAAUGUACAAUCGUCUGUCACCCGACUGCCUGGACAUGAUCUCACGCUGCAUUUGGAAGGGUAUCAAAACGCGUUGUGAGAGCCUCUUUCAACGCAUUGCCACUCUACAGGGUAUUUGCUGUAGUUUCAACUAUUUUGCUGCCGUUUCCAAUAAUUUUCCCAUCAAAAUCGCGUACCAAGUGCCCAAGCGUCCGUAUCGUGUCACUGGCUGUGGCUUUCCCACUGGUCUAUCCGUUCUACUCGAUCCCUUGGUCGAGGAUUAUUAUGCCACGUUCUUUAGCGGUUUUGGCUUUCGCCUGCUUAUUCAUGAUGCAUAUAAUUUUCCCGAUGAGAACUCUGAGACCAAGGUAGUCACAUCCACACGCGAGAGCUUUGUGCGCAUUAAUCCAGAAUCAACCUAUGCCACCAAGGACAUACGCCAGAUGGACUUGCGCUGGAGGAACUGCCUCUUUGGCACCGAACGGAAGCUCGAUGGCCUGACACGUUACUCGUUUAUCAAUUGCAUGUUCGAGUGCAGAAUGCGCAUGACCCUUCAACGUUGUGGUUGCCUGCCGGCCUACCUGGCGCACAAUGCAUCCAUCAAGGUCUGCGGAGUGCUCGACUUUAACUGCAUGAUUGAGAGCAAACGUUUAUUUUCUCGCGCCUUGGCCAAUCUAGACGCGCCGCUUUCCGUAGUCCGGCAAACGAAUAGUUUUCCGUGCAACUGUUUGCCCGACUGUGAGUCGAAUCUAUAUGUUUCAGAGAGCACCAUGGGCAGGCUGGAUAUAAGCUACUCCGGCAACAAAAUGACCAGCAGUACAAAUCAAACAGAUAGCAUAUUGGUGCACGUUUUCUAUAGCGACCUAAUGUCCACCAGAUAUCGUAUGGAGAUCUUUCAGAACUGGCUAUCGGCCUUGGCAUCUUUUGGCGGCCUGCUUGGUCUUAUACUUGGCUUCAGCAUUGUCACGGCCUUUGAAUUUGUGUACUUUCUCACUUUUCGACCGGUGUUCAACUAUAUCAAUAGAGAACGAGAUUAAAUCUAGCGAAAACUACUGUAAAAUAAUUUUGAUAGCACUUUCCUCAACUAAAUUAUUUAGCUCACAAGAAAUAUCCGCUUAAUUUAUUAGAGCUAGAUCUUAGGGGAGCCUUGAUUUGUUCUAAAGACGGAAUCCUUUAUUUUGUCAAAGUAACCCAACCUCUUGACCUAUUCUACCCUGGCGAUCAGGGAGUCCAAGAGAUCCUCGCUGACGGGCAAGAUCUCUUAAGGGGGCAUAGAUGAGGGCCAUGCGUACAUCCUGAAUCCCAUAGACCCAAUCAAUGCUGGCACUUGUGGUAGGGUAGAUAGCUUUAAAAAUGUUACCACCAACAUAUUUUGUUUUAUGGCACUGACUAAUUGCGGCAAUAGAUGCAUUAAACACUUGUUGAUUGCUGUUAGGACCAUAGGACAUUUUUAAG